CGCAAACAAGUCUAAUUGUCGCAUAAGUCAUAAGAAAGUUGAUGACGAUGGCUUGUAAGAAUUUGGUUGCCAUUCUCAUAAUUGUCUCUCUCUUUGGUCUUCACCAAUGUGAUGAUGAUCCACAUCCCAAGGGAAUAGAAAGAUGUUUUACACGAUUUGUUGGAAAGCCAUAUUCAUUGGAGGAUUUGUGUUGUGUCGAAGCUCCCUGGAUUUGCUUCGCUGGCUACCUUACGGACGAAUGCAUCAAGAGGUGCCCGCCUUUGCGUGAAGGAGUACCACCGUCUCCACCACGGCGAAAAGGAGUAGCACCGUCUCCACCACGGCGAAAAGGAGUAGCACCGUCUCCAUCACCCAUGCGGAAAGGAGUAGCACCGUCUCCAUCACCCAUGUCAUGAUCUUGUUUCUAAUUUUAUAUUACAAAAAAGUGACCAAAUAAAGGAAAAUAUAUAAAUGAAUUAAUUACAUAGUCGUCCAGAAAAUCAAAAAUUUUGUGUUUUCUUUGGAAAACAAUAUUAACAUUUAUGUGAUGGAUUCGAAUUCU
Arabidopsis thaliana (thale cress) is the source of this 541-nucleotide messenger RNA. RefSeq lists its product as uncharacterized. Lineage: Eukaryota; Viridiplantae; Streptophyta; Magnoliopsida; Brassicales; Brassicaceae. The record is from RefSeq and is marked reviewed. The coding region runs from base 42 to 395 and encodes 117 amino acids. The transcript has 2 exons.